Molecule: messenger RNA, 11764 nt
Organism: Gasterosteus aculeatus aculeatus (three-spined stickleback)
Lineage: Eukaryota; Metazoa; Chordata; Actinopteri; Perciformes; Gasterosteidae
Product: zinc finger homeobox protein 3-like
Biological process (GO): regulation of transcription by RNA polymerase II; regulation of neuron differentiation
Cellular component (GO): nucleus
Molecular function (GO): RNA polymerase II cis-regulatory region sequence-specific DNA binding; DNA-binding transcription factor activity, RNA polymerase II-specific; zinc ion binding
Source: RefSeq, a predicted model, not a curated record
UUUUUGAAGGAAACUAAUUAGCAGGAAUAAAGAGCCAAGUGUUUCCCCCCCACAGUGAUCAGAACUCAUUCUACCUCUGCAGCUCGCACAAACCCCUCCGUCCCCUGUCGUCUGUUCACCACAGCCUACAUGUAGCUUUAAUUACACUGUUGUCUGGUAACAACUUGGACCCCGCUGCUCUCUCUCCCUCACCCCGUUUUUUCCCCCUUCCUCCUAGCUCCGUAAAAACGCUGAGGAUCCUUCACAAGGAAUCGCGCAGAGAGAAGUCUCUCUGCGCGAUUGUUUUCUGGACUACUACCCAUUCGGCGUACGGAGCUUUGUACCAGAGCCGCUGCAUAAAUGUGGGGGAGUAAUGCUUGGCAGCUGUAGCCUCUGGUAUGGACAGCGGUGAGGGAGGAGGAGGAGGGGACGGAGGGGGAGGAGAGGAGAGAGAUGCUGACCUCAGUCCCCGGGCUUUAUCUCUUCCUCUCCUGACCCCAGCGGUCAGUACCGAGCAGGGGUCAUCUUCUCAUACCUCAGCCAUGGCCCCUGCCAAAGAGCCCCUGACCCUGCCACAGCAGGGGGAUGAGGAAGCAGAGGGGUCCGAGGCUAGAGAAGAGACCCGGGGAGGUGAGCAGAAAGAAGGAGGCCGACAUUCAAAGGAGAAUGGAGCGUGUCAAAAGCAGGGCAUGAAGGAAGACUUCGGGGAGGCAUAUUUGUCAGCGCAAGGGAAGGAAGAAGGGGAGGUGCUUGUAGGUGUAGUAGGGGCGUCAGUUACAAGGGGCCUCUCAGCAGCCCUUAGCAGCAAAGGAGAGGAGGAGGAGGAGGAGGAGGAUGACGAGGAGGAGGAGGAGGAUGACGAGGAGGAGGAGGAGGAGGCGGCGGCGAAGGAAGAGGAAGAGGCCAUCUCAAACCAAAGCCUAACCAAAUCCAAAUGUUCUUUAUUACCUCAACAGAGCCAGCACAGCUCUUCUUCCAGCACUGCAAAGGCCAGUGGCACACUCAACAGCAAAAUUGCCGCCUCUCCAAAGCCCUCCCCCAUUACUUCCACCUCUCCAAAGUCCUCCCCUCUUCUUUCCAACUCUCCAAAGCACUUCACUUGUCCGUCCUCCUUUUCAGCCCUGCUGAGCGAGACAGAGGUAAAAGACAUUAAGGGAGAUCAGGGCUGGAUUUCUGAGUUUCCCCAGAGCUUUAAAACCCAGCAGUCUACCCUGGCGUUUCAACUGGCAGGUAUGGAGCCUGCCAGUGCAGCUACUGAGGAUAAUGGGCCAGCGGGGGUUUCUCACUCUCCCAUUUCCAAUGGAGAUGGUGCCAAAGCUCCAGAACCAAAUGACAGCCAGCUAGACACAGAGGUGGAUGACGAGAGAGACAAAGAAGAAGAACAGAAAGAAGCUGUCCUUAAAAACCUCAACCAAGACCUCUCUCCUAAUUCCCUGACCAGUCACAUGACCAUAAUGCACUCCCGCAACUCCUGCAAGACGCUGAAAUGCCCCAACUGUAACUGGCACUAUAAGUCCCAACAUACUCUGCAAGUCCACAUGAAGGAGAAACACCCAGAGACGGGAGGCCAGUGUGUGUGUGCGGCCUCCGGGGUAAAGUGUGUGUGUGGCGCUGCAACGCGAGGUGUGUGUGCAUAUUGCAGUUCGGGAAAACCCCAUCCUCGCUUGGCCCGUGGCGAGACCUAUGCCUGUGGCUACAAGCCCUACCGCUGUGAGGUGUGUGACUAUGCUACCUCAUCGAAAGGCAACCUCAGCAUACACAUGCAGUCGGAUAAACACCUUAAUAACGUCCAAAACGGAGGACACUCGAAUGGUAGCGUGCACACUUCCCACAUUACCGGCAACAACAACAGCAGCAGCAGCAGCUUCUCCAACGGUAACGCGGCGGAUGAGCCCACGUACAAGCCCCCGCUCUCUACACCCACGGCCACCACCCUGCCCGCCAAGCUCACACCACCGGCGCACACUCACUCUCAUAGUAAGCGGUGGCGGUGUGACGUGUGCGACUAUGAGACCAGCAUCGCCCGCAACCUGCGCAUACACACCACCAGCGAGAAACACACCCACAACAUGCUGCGGCUCCAGAGAGGUUACUACCUGUCGCACUGUAGGAGUCUCGCCCCUCAGCUGAAACACUUACAGAGCGCAGGUGCAGAGCUCUCCUUGAAUAUGCGACUGACCAGUCAGCAAGUCGCAGAUCAACCAGUCACCCUUGGGUCUACGCUUACUCCUUCUCCCUCCCCCUCCCCCUCACCUCCUCCAGCCCCGACUCUGUCCCCCACUGAACCCCUCUCCCAGGGGGGCGUAUUUCAAUGCCUUGUCUGCUCCUGCUUUUCGUCUGACAGCUUAGAGUCCGUGGAGCAGCACCUGAACGCCCCUCGAUCUCUGCCCCAGCCUGAGUGGUGCUCCCUGGUCGCUGGCGGCUGCCACUGCAGGCUGUGCGGCUACACCACCCAGCUGAGGGCUAACUUCUCCUUACACUGCCAGACGGACAGACACCGCACCCGCUACCAGCUCGCCGCUCACCUCCAGGAGGGCGGGGAUAGGGGCGAGGAGGGGGCGGCCCUUAUUGCCAAGGGCAACCCCAUCCAGGUGUGGUGCAACCUGUGCGACUACGUGACCGGCAGUUUGGAUAAGCUGCGAGGACAUUCCCUCAGUUCACACCACAAAGCCAGCGCCCGGGUUUACCAAUUCCUGCAGCAGUAUGACGGGGAGGUUGAUGGGGGAUCAUGGCUGUUCCAUUGUCUCUUAUGCAACCACUCAUCCUCUUCUAAACUACAAGUACUGAAACACAGUCAAACCCCAACCCAUCAGCAGAGGGAAGGGCUGCUACAGCUGGAGCCAAUGGGUGGAGAGGAGUUGGCAGCCAUUUUUACCAUCAGGAAAAGCCCUGACGGUGUCACAGUAGAGCUCAGUGAGGAUAUUGAAACUUCCAGUGAGACCUCCGCUGGUCCUUUGGACACAACCAAAGACACUUGUAACUUGGGGACAAAGCAGAUUUCUAAAGAGACAGAACCGACUAGGGAGGAGGAAAGCGAAAAGAGGGAGUCGUUUCCAUCAGCCAAGCGUCCAUCCUCUGAAUGUGAGGAAAUGGAAAACUCCAUCUCAACCAAACGUCCCAGAAUACACCAGCAAAAUCCAAACCAGCAGACUGUCCAGUGCCCUUUGUGCCAGGUUAAACUCCAACACACACACCUUCGGCAGCAUCUCACGCACGUGCACAAUGUGGCACAGGACUGUGUAGACAAGCUCAUCAGCACAGUCACACUAUCCAAGGAACAACCGCAGCCUAAGCUGCAGGCAAAACCACAGACAGAAGAUUCUAGUGUCUGUGUUGAUUUACAGAACAACCAAGGCAUUUCAGUUGAGAGCACUGAGGGAGAUGUAGCCGCACCCAAAGAUGUCACAGCUCUACUCACCCCACCCCUAGAAGACAACACCACUCACCCUUACAAUGGCAGACUGGCUCCUCAGUCCCCAAUUCAGACCCCUCCUUCCUCGCCAACUGGCGACCCCCCUCCCCUUUCUGAUCGCCAUGGUUACCGGUUCCGUUGCAGCAGUUGCAGCUUGGCGUUCCCCACUCAAGAAAAGCUCCAGCUGCACUGGCAGUACCAUGCCAUGAGGGCGGCAACAGAGUGUCCGCUCUGCGCUUGCCGGUGCCGCAGUCAAGAGGCCUUGCAGAGACACAUGCAGAACACACACUCACAGCUGGACAACACACAGGGACAGGAUACACUCUCACCGCCUCACACCGCUCAAUACAUGGAGCAAAAUAAGAGUUCAGUUCAAAAAGAUUUUAGUUUAUCACCUCAAGCGGGUCAAGAAGCAGUAGAGGGUGAGUAUGAAGAGAUGGAGGAAGAAGCCCUAGGCAUGGAGGGAAAGGAGGAACAAAAGAGGAAGUACAUGAAAGAGAAUGACGUAAACGGGGAAAUCGAUGGAGAGGAUGAAGUUUCGACUGAGCCAGACAAAGGGUCAAAUGUGGAGAUCGUAACAGAACCUACUUCAGGCUUCCUGGUCAAAAAGGACUCCAAUCCCACAAUGGACCGCUAUCUGGAUCCAGCCAGGCCCUACAAAUGCACAAUAUGCUCUGAAUCCUUUACCCAGAAAACCAUUCUUCUGGUCCACUAUAACUCUGUGUCCCAUCUCCACCGGGCCAGAAGGGCGUUACAGGACUCUGGCACAGGUGUUGCUGUCCUCGAGGCUCCCCGUGGCCCAGAUCCUAGGCCCUACCGAUGCCGAUUGUGUGGAGUGGGCUAUAGCCAGAGCUCCACGCUGGACAUACAUCUUCGCUCCGUUCUUCAUCAGACUAGAGCUCGUGCUGCCCAGAACUCGGCACCACAGACCCCAGCAUCAAGUGUGGGGGCUUCAGUCCCCACUACUCUUACUUCGGCUCCCAACAAAGAAGAAACAUCAAAGGGUUUGCCAUUCUCCAAGAGGCCAGAUGUAACCUGUUCAACCUCUGUACUAUUAGGCCCUGGUGUAGAAACUGACGCCCAGCGAACCCUCUCUAUCCCAACUGAAAGCCAGCAGGCUAAAAGUAGAGUUGCAGAACUUAUAGCGUCAAGAAAUCAGCUAAUGUUAAUACAACAGCAGCAGUUAGCCCAGGCUCAGGCACAGGCCCACGCUCAGCUACAGCAACACACAGCUCUGCUCCAGUCCCAAUUGAUGCAGCACCUUCCCUUAGGGACAGAAAAUCUCCUUAAACAACACUUCUCCCUGGCACCAGACAACUUGCUCUCUCUGCAACAGCAACUUCUUUUGCCCUUUUAUUUGUCAGGGGACAUGAAUUUUAACCCAGAAUUAAGUGUUAAGAACCCAGAACUUAGUCAGUUAGUAUGUGCCAACUCCAUCCCCAAAGAACCAGUUACGGUGGAAGUUAAAAAGGAGUGCCAAACUCAAAUAGAUGAGAACCAAACCCAGAGACAACAUUCAAAUUCAACUGUUAGCCAAUUAAAGGAUCGUGUGCCGUGUGAAGCCAAUGUUGAAGCUGGCGGCAGUGGAUCCGCCAACAACAAGUUUGAACAAGGACACAGCAAUUCUAAUCAAGACGAAGGAAAAGAAGAAAGGCCUGUUCCUAGUUUUAAAAAUAAGUGUCAGAAAGCAGAAACGGAUUCCUCUUCAUUUACUCGCCAUGGAUUGCAAUGUUCUCCUCCCAGAGUUCCCUAUGCAGCUGUGAAUGGCGAGACUGUUCGGGCCCUGCUCCAGAGUUAUGGCUAUGAGUUGGCACUGCAAUACAUACAAAGUAGACAUAGACACCAGCAGCAAAUAUCAAUCCAUAUGAUACCAGAUAAACCAUGGGGCUCUGAUAAUGACAAGAUGGAGGGUUACUCAAAAGAAGAAAAAGUUGAGUUAAGUGGACUACAGGAUGUAAAGCCAGAAGGCUGUAUCAACGAUGACAAAGAAUUACAAGGCAACAAAGAGAUCCAAAGUUUGCCACAUGACAAAACAAAUCAAGAAGAGGAAUCUGUAAAGAAAGAGAGAGGUUGUUGUGGAAAGGGAGAAAAGUGUAGAGACUGUGGCAAGGUUUUUUCAGAUGCCUUGAUUCUGAAAAGUCACCGGGAGUACAUUCAUAGGAAACUGUUUCCUACUCCUGCACUGGAGAGAUUUUCCAGGGAGUACAGGCUGCAGUAUGACCAGAUGUACCCACUCACACAACCUAAAUCUGUAGAUAAUCCAAAUGCCUCUGCCUCUGCUCCUGUCCCAUCCUUAAAAUCAGAACCAGCAAUGGAAACGGUUAUGUCUCAAGUUAAAAGUCUUGAGCCCUCUCCUGCACCGUCGUUUUCAGAUCCCAUUACAAACGCAUGUGCUCUUGCUACAGAUUUAUCAACAACUACUCCCACACCUUCUUCUUCUCCUCCAUUAAUUCCUCAAUCUCAAGAAUAUCCGCAACAAGAGUCACCCACCACAAGCACGGCUGCAACAGCUACUUCUCAAACAACAACCCCAGCUAAGGACACACCUCUUACCUUACAGAAAAUACUUAUGCUUCCUCCAGGCUUGUCUCAGCUUCCCAUUGCCCAACGGCCUUUACCUAACCUUCCCCUAUCCCACAUUCCUUUUCCCAUGGACCUACCCCUCCUUUCUCCGGUUGUGAUGCAGUCUGUGGGUCUCCAGCCCCAAACUUGGUUAGACUCAAGUAUGAACCCUCAGUUGGCAAAACUCUACCAAUCUCAACUCAACACGGCACUUCUAGGGCAACAGCCACAACUCAGUCCUUCUCUGCUUGUCCAGCAGUCCCAGCCCAGCCCAGCUUUGCAAGGUCAGCCAUCCCAGAUCAAUUCUACGCUGAUAGGUCAACCAUCCCAACACAGCCCAAUCCAAACAGGACAGCAACCCCAAGUCAGCCCAACAAUACAUGAACAUCAGGGUAAGAGAACCCGAACCCGCAUCUCUGAGGAGCAGCUGACUGUCCUGAGAAAACACUUUGAUAUUAACAGUCUCCCCAGUGAUGGAGACAUGAACAAGAUGUCUGGUCUGUCUGGGUUGCCUCAUAAAGUUAUCAAACACUGGUUUCGCAACACCUUAUUCAAAGAGCGCCAGCGAGACAAGGAUUCCCCUUACAAUUUUAAUAACCCCCCAACUAUAGCCCUAGAGGAGCCCAGAAAAGUAGCACAACCCCAGCCUCUGUCACUUUCCCCAUGUUUGCUGUCCCCAGCCCUUCCAGCCCAUACCUCCCCACAAGCCCACACAACAGACCUCCCAAGAGGAGAGCCCAAUAGGGGCCGACGCUCCUCCCGAACCCGCUUUACGGAACAACAGCUGGAGACCCUGCAGAAGGUGUUUAAGGCGACUCCCUAUCCCAGAGAGGAAGAAUAUGAUCGAAUGUCUGCUUUGUUGUCCCUCCCUAAUAGAGUCAUUGUUGUGUGGUUCCAAAAUGCAAGACAGAGAGCCCGUAAAAAUCAAGAACGGGGGACUGAUGAUGGAUCAGAGGGUAAGAACCAACAUGACAACAUACACAGACAGAGAACUGGCCUCUACAAGAAUGAUGAUGAGGAUAAUAGCUGUGGUGAUGAAGCAAAAGGUGAAUCUCCAAAUGAAAACUCCAUGGAUCUGACUUAUGAGUAUUACACCAACCCUGACUCACCUGUUGAUCCUUGCUCCUCCUGCAUGGAAAGUGAGCAUACAACAGUUAAUGGUGAACCACCACCUGUUACUAGAAAACAAGAAGACAAAACAACCUCUUCUCGGGCUAACAAGAGCCUUGAUCUGGUUCAAACUCCAAAUGAAAUUUCAGAUGUAGACAUCCAAUGUAAGGAAGUUGCUAAAGCCAAGAAAACCGUGUCCACUCCACCACCUGAGCCCAACCUUCAGCCAGAAAUUACUCCAGAAAGACCCCGCCCUCACUCCUCCUCCUCGUCUUCACAAAAAGAUGUACCGGCCAUUGCAUCCACAGCUCAUUCUAGCCAAGGCCAUAGAUGCAACCCUCCUUCUGAUCCAGCUGUUGAAAAGCCUGUUGAUACAUCACCGAGCGUCCCUGCUGCUUCAGAGUCUGACACAAGUUACAUUCGGCUGCCUGAUGCCACCUCUUGUCUGUCCACGGAAACCCAACAAAAAAAACAACCCCAAACACAGGCUCAGUUUCAGUGCAGUCUCUGCCCAGUGUCAUUACCCUCAUUCCAACUUUGGCAAGAACAUCAGAACAAGCACCUCCUGGCAGCUCAGUCCCAGGUCCAAUUUCUACACUCUGGCUUCACAGACCGAACCAUGCCUUACAUGAUGCUCCAUCCCAACAACACCCUGAUGGCUAGCCAAAUGAUGUCCCAAAUGCACUCUAAUCCCACACAUUCCAUGAUUUCACACUUAAACAGCAUACAAAUGAAUAACACGCUCUCUGAUCACUCGAGUAACAACCUCACUAACCUCUCUCAAAGUUCCCUGACACCCAUGAAGCAGAGCUCAAAGCUCAUGUGGGAAACCAAUUUUGAAGGCCAAAGGGGCGUUGGAGAGAUUGAGGAAGAGCACCGAAGGGAUAAGCGUCAGAGAACCACCAUCACCCCAGAACAGCUUGAAGUGUUGUAUCAGCGCUACAGUAUGGACUCCAACCCCACAAGAGGAGUGCUGGAAGGCAUUGCACGCGAUGUCGGCCUGACGAGACGUGUGGUUCAGGUCUGGUUUCAGAAUACACGAGCCAGAGAGCGAAAAGGACAGUUCCGGUCAAUGGGUCCAGGAUCCAGUUUCAGUUUGGGUUUAAACCACUUGCGCUGCCCAUUCUGUAGGGCUCUCUUCAAGGUAAAGAGUGCUCUUGAUGCCCAUAUGAGGUCACGCCACUGGGCAGAGGCUGAAAGAGCAGGCUACAACUUAUCGAUGAGUAAUGGAUCCAACGGGCCAAUAGGGAUGGCUAUGUCCUCGGUCAUGGACAGACCAGGCCCGUCUAUCUCCUCUAACCCCAUCCCAAACAAUGGCUAUGUCAUCCUUAACAAAGAGUUAAGUAUGAAGCCACCUGUUACCUCUUUAACCACCGAUCUGAACAACCCGGAAGAGGAUGAUGACUAUGAGGAAGAUGAUGAGGAGUACCCAUGUGAGGAGGGUUCAAGUGUGGUUGACCAAGGUUCUCCCAGUCCAGAGGGAUCCAGGGGUCCGAGCUCAGAUUGGGGUGAUACGCUGAGUCUGCAACAGCACCAACAUCAGCAGCAGCGGCAACGGACACAGAUGAGCCACUACCAGGUACUCCAGCUCAGAGAUUUCUACAGGAGCCACCGCACCCCCAACCGACAUGAUUGUGAGACACUGGGCCAGGAGCUGGGACUGCCUCACCGAGUUGUGCAGGUGUGGUUCCAGAAUGCCAGAGCCAAGGAGAAGAGGGCCAGGAGCCUGAGCUCUGACUCUGCAGAGAGGGAGCAGGCCGAGCUGUCAGCAGGGGCAGGGGAGAGAGACAGAGCUUAGAGAGGCAGACUACGUCCGUUUAGCUUUUUUUCUACAACAUUCCCCCUGACCCCCCUUCCCCCACACCACCCCCUGCACCUUCUGUUGAUCUCUAAACAUAUACCCUGUCCACAUUGCUGCCAAAUCUGAAACCUGAACACCCCAAAGAUGCCGAGCCACAGUGGCCCAAAAAGAAACUCUCUUAACUGAGAGAGCCCAAACCAAGUCCUCUCGAUACAGCUUUCCUCUUUUCAUAUCGUUAAACUCUUUUCCGGUCUGUCAUUUAAUGUCGAAAAGAGCUCCUCUCCCUAUUAGGUCGAGACACCUUACUACAACCAAACACCACCUUGAUUUAAAUAACCAACCAGAUGCCACAGAGGCCAAAGAGCAUUCUCCAAGUAUGUGACCUCACUGCCCAGCUAGACCUGCAGUCUACCUCUCAGUCUGCAUGACAGACUCACAGUGGGCCCUCCACCAGAGCUAGAUGACUAGCUGUGUAGCAUGUAGUGCCACUCUGAAAGAGGCUGGAAAAGAAAUUGUCAAAGAGAUUUUAAUGUACAUAGAGAGCUCCAAAAGAUAAACUUGAAGAAAAACCAAGCAGUUCACAGUGAGAGAAGAGUUGGGUGGAAAAAAAAAAGAACAUGGAAAAAUAUCCUUGAAAGAGAUGGAGGUGUUCGCAUAGAGCUUUUGUAAAGACUGACUCAGAUUCCAAAGCUCCUAACCAAAAUGUUUCAUGUCUGUGAAUUUAGUUUCAACACAGAGCUGACGUCUGUACGGUGAUUGGGUGAAAUCUGCAGCUGGCAAAAUGAAACCGGGUACCAAUAGACUGACACGGUGCCAGAAUGCAGCCUCACCCCCCCACAAGCCAAUGAUGAGUCUUCUGUUGUAUAUGUACACCUUCUAUGUUCCUUUACUGGAUAACAGCCCAAAUAGCACAGAACGAAAAGGCCAGUUUGUCCUCAACGGGGCAAACUAUUUUUUAUAGCACUCAACCAUUAUACUGUAUAUGAAAACUUUAACCAAACUGAAAUUUACAUUGUGUGUGUGUGUGUGUGUUUAGAAAUAGUUUCUUAAUAUAAAUCUUAUGGACUGAGAUAAACUGUCUUGCUUCGAUAUAAUAGUGUCAUGAUUAGUAAAUGAUUAUGACAACUUUGAUAUGUUCAGGCAAGGUGACCUACUGCCUUUCCGUUCCAGUUGAAUAUACCAAUGGCAUACCAAUGUUAUUUGAUUGAUGUAAAGCUUUCUAUGCUCAGGUCAACGGCUCAACAUGGCUCUGCUGAAAUUGUGGUCUUGAUACUGUACUUUUCUGUUUUUGAAACGGAUAAGGCAUUUAACCUAAGACUAAGUAUUAAAAGAUAUUUACAAAAACAUCUGUAUUUCAAAGAUCUGAGCUUUCACCACUAAGUAAUAGAUUGUUACCAAAACCUUAUUGAAACUAAAGUGUUUAAUAGUGUAAGGGGUAAAUGUACAGUAUUUAGCUUUUGUAUGGUUGACUCGAGACUUCAUUGGAUGAUUGAGACAUAGCUCCCUUGUCCACUUACCGAUUAGGGAGCUACUGCGCAAAACUGAGAAAAACUUUGGAUGUUAUUGAUGUUAUUUUUGUACACCUAAUUUAUUUUACCUCCUCCUCCUACCUUAUCAACUUUUCCUCCUGUUCAUUUGCAACCCGUCUUUAUUCUAACUGUAAUAAUGAUAAUAUAACAAUAAUUAAUGCUUUAAGACAAAAAUCCAAAGACGUGAUAAUACUUUAACCAUAUGACCUACAAAAACAAGCGCUACUGUUUACUUGACGAUGUAUUGCUGUUUUUAAAGAAGGAAGGAGUCCCUAUAUCUAAGCUACUGUUUUCUGCCUCUCAUAAGCACACUGGAAACUGUAACCAAAACCCCAAACUAGAGCCAUGGCAGUCUGUAAUAUAGCGGUUAAAGAGUUUUACUUCUCUUGAGAAAUGUUGCAGCUUAUUUUUCUUUCUUUUUUUACCAUAGUGUUGAACUUCAGCCCUUAAGGAUGUCCAGUUUGCUGCUAAUGUACUGUAGUUUCUAAUGAUACUGUAGAAAGAUGCAUGCUCUGAUCGCUUUACCACUAGGCUUUAAUGACUACAAACUGUAAUGAUACCUGUGAUGCUGUUGAUAAACUGCUCCUAUGUUAUUCCGUUGUAAACAAAUGGAUAUGUGGGGCUCAAUUCCAUCAGGGUUUUUUUUUCAGUAUCCCAAUAAUUACCCCGACUCAGAAGAUAAAAAUGGCUUUCAGAAUACCAGAAAUAUUUUUUCAAGCAUCAUUUUUAGAGAAACCUGCUUGGGGCAUUCAUUUCUCAAUCCUUGGUACUGCAUUUGCUAUUUGAAGGAGUUCAGCCCCAAAUGUUCUACUGAUAGUGUCAGCCUUUCUGUGUUGCAAUGUCUCUAGUUUCUAGCCAUUUGCCCAUUGCAAACAGCUUUUGCUGAACUUGUCUCAGACUGACAUCACUACCGACUUUCCAAAGGAUGUGGACUGAUUUACUCUGUCAUGAUUUGUUCUUAAACUAACCAAUGUUUACGACAAUACCAAUGAGCUUUCUUCUGUACAGAAAUGUGCAUUCCAAAUACCACAAAGGCAGUUUUUUUGUAUGCUGAUUAUUUAAAAUUUCAUUUGUCAUACUCUCUUAAUCUUAUUGACUGUAAGAUGUACAUAUUGGGGUCCUCUAUGGUGAUGAGACUCCGUUAUCCUAUCUGUAGGUAAAACUAUUCUUUUAAUUUUUUCUGGAUAUGUUGUUGCCAUAGUGAUGACCAAAAAGAUACCUGUGAUGUGCACCUGUCCUUAUGUCCUGCUCCAGUGGUUUAGUGCGUCCCUAUACUCUCCCCCUGCCCAAGUUCUUCCCUACUUGUGUGUGUUUCUCUUCCUUUCCCUUCCCAUACUCCACUGAGCUAAAUAAAGUCUGCUUUGGUGCAUG